Mirounga angustirostris (Northern elephant seal) is the source of this 4234-nucleotide messenger RNA. It is a transcript of the gene FAM193B, whose product is annotated as family with sequence similarity 193 member B. The record is from RefSeq and is a predicted model, not a curated record. The transcript is spliced from 12 exons. Gene Ontology annotation, cellular component: nucleus; cytoplasm. Lineage: Eukaryota; Metazoa; Chordata; Mammalia; Carnivora; Phocidae. The coding region runs from base 1483 to 3849 and encodes 788 amino acids.
AGCAAAAGCCCCAGGCUCCCGAGCCCCCGCCGCCGCCGAGCCUGGAAGCGGGAGCGGGUGCAGGGCCCCCGGCGGCGCCCGUGGAGCCGGACCGCGACGGCCCCAGGGAGGAGGACGAGCCCAAGUUGGCGCCCGGACCGCAGGUAGGAGCGAGCGAGGAGAGUCCGGCUGCUCCGGCACUUUCCCCUCCCGGGAGCGGGGCCGGGGUGAGCUUGGGGAUGGACCAUCCUCCACUGGCUGGGGCUGAGGCUGUCUCCCCUGAGGCGGGAGUGGAGGCUGGACCCUUCUCUCCAAGCCGAAGCAUGGUCCGUCCUGUCCUGUGACCAGGGCUGCCUGCCCUCUCCCGCCGCCUCCCGGCUGGAGCAGGGGCUAAACCUUCUGGUCGUACACCCACACUGGGACUAGGCUGUGCUCCUGAGGGCACAGCUCAGCCCUCUGCCCUUCACCUCCCCCUGGGCCCACCUGCUUCCCCACCUACCCACAGCCCAGCCUGGGGCGCUGUGGCCUGGAAGGCUGCAGCCUCUUCCCUUUCCCCACCCUGGGAGCGGCCCCACCCUUUCCCCUCACUGCCUGCAGCCACUGCCCCCUGAGCAGCUGUGUGCCCCCAGCAUAUGUCUCCUGUGGCCUCCCGCCUCUCCCUGCCCAGAAGACUAUUUGGUGGGGCGCCUGCACUGAAGCGUAAACUAGCAAAGCCUGCCCUUUCUUCCCUGUAUACCUCUGACCAACAAGGUGGCCCACCCCAACCCUCAGAUCCCUGGGUUUGGUGAAUCCUGCUGAGAGUGAGCAGUAGCAGGACUCAGCAAAGCUUCCAGCUUAUCACCUGGAAGAAGGUCACUUUCUUUUGAGCAAAGGAGAUAAUGGGAGGUACCCUGCUAGUGUUCACUGAGAGCCCGGGGUGGCAUGAGCCACAGUUGCUCUGGGAGGGCUGGGUGGCUCGCCCUAAGCUUGCUCUGACAAAAGAGUUUUGAGUUGGUCUUUUGGCUGAGCCUGCCAAGGAAGGCAGGCUCCUGCAGGAGUCUUGGAGGGUCGGAUGCAGCGCCGGAUGAGGAUGAGGCGUGGCGGAAGAUGCGUUUGGCUCUGCAGACACUGCAUCGGGCAGCAGGGGACUCUGGGAGGCUGGUGCAGCCAGAAGGCAUGGCUCUUGACAGCCUUCUAGUAGAAUCUCUGGAAUUGUGCAUGACAGAAGAGGAAAGAAACUAACGGGUAUUGAGCACCUACUGUGUGCCAGGCCCAGGCCAGCAAAACUACACGUCCUGGUGUUUUCCUUAAGAAUGUGGUCACCAUCAGCACAGGGAAAGGGACUUGGAUGUUGGCCUCAUCUCCUCCCUCUGGAGUUACUAUGGCACCUAAUAGGUCCCCCCCACCUCCACCCAGUCUGUGCAGACUUGCUGCCUGCUAUGUCAUCGGGAACGCAAAGGCUGGGAAGAAGGCCCUUCCCAAAACGGACUGGUGUUGCAGGGUGAGAAGCUGCCCCCUGACUUCAUGCCAAAGCUUGUCAAGAAUCUCCUAGGCGAGAUGCCUCUAUGGGUCUGCCAGAGUUGCCGAAAGAGCAUGGAGGAAGAUGAAAGGCAGACAGGUCGAGAGCAUGCAGUGGCGAUCUCCUUGUCACACACAUCCUGCAAAUCACAGUCUUGUGGGGGUGACUCUCAUUCCUCUUCGUCCUCCUCUUCAUCGUCCUCGUCCUCCUCCUCCUGCCAUGGGAACUCAGGGGACUGGGAUCCCAGCUCCUUCCUGUCAGCACAUAAGCUUUCAGGCCUCUGGAACUCUCCGCACUCCAGUGGGGCCGUGCCGGGUAGCUCACUCGGGAGUCCUCCUACCAUCCCUGGUGAGGUUUUCUCUCUCUCGGAGCACCACCGGCACUCAGACCUCACUGCUCCACCCAACAGCCCCACUGGCCACCACCCCCAGCCAGCAUCGCUGAACCCAUCUCAGCCCGGAUCCUUCGGCUCACCACCCCACCCGCACCUGCUGCCUGCUGCCCCGGCAGCGCCUUUCCCUGCCCAGGCUUCAGAAUGCCCUGUUGCCACUGCUGCCGCCCCCCACACCCCAGGGGCAUGUCAGACCCCCCACCUGCCCUCCACCAGCAUGCCACUCCUGAAGAUGCCUCCACCAUUCUCGGGGUGCAGCCACCCCUGUAGCGGGCACUGCAGCGGGCACUGCAGUGGGCCUCUCCUCCCACCUCCCAGCUCUCAGCAACUCCCUAGCACUCACAGCAGGGACCCUGGGUGCAAGGGGCACAGGUUUCCGCACAGCGGCCUGGCCUGCCAGCUCCCCCAGCCCUGCGAGGCAGAUGAGGGCCUGGGUGAGGAAGAGGACAGCAGCUCAGAGCGCAGCUCCUGCACCUCCUCCUCCACUCACCAGAGAGAUGGAAAGUUCUGUGACUGCUGCUACUGUGAGUUCUUCGGCCACAAUGCGCCACCCGCUGCCCCGACGAGUCGGAAUUACACAGAGAUCCGCGAGAAGCUCCGCUCGAGGCUGACCAGGCGGAAAGAGGAGCUGCCCGUGAAGGGGGGCGCCCUGGGCGGGAUCCCUGGGGAGCCCGCCGUGGACCACCGAGAUGUGGAUGAGCUGCUGGAAUUCAUCAACAGCACGGAGCCCAAAGUCCCCAACAGCGCCAGGGCCGCCAAGCGGGCCCGGCACAAGCUGAAAAAGAAGGAAAAGGAGAAGGCCCACUUGGCAGCAGAAGCUCUAAAGCAGGUGAAUCGUAGUGUUUCUGGAAGCCGGGAGCCUAGGCCUGCCAGGGAGAGGCUCUUGGAGUGGCCUGACCGGGAGCUGGAUCGGGUCAACAGCUUCCUGAGCAGCCGUCUGCAAGAGAUCAAGAACACUGUCAAGGACUCUAUCCGUGCCAGCUUCAGUGUGUGUGAGCUCAACAUGGACAGCAAUGGAUUCUCUAAGGAGGGGGCUGCUGAGCCAGAGUCCCAGAGCCUAUCCCCCUCAAACCUCAAUGGCUCCUCAGAGCAACGGCCUGACAUUAACCUUGACCUGUCCCCUUUGACUUUGGGGUCCUCUCAGAACCACAUGCUACGAGUUCCAGGUGAGCCAGCCCCACCGUGGACAGAAAUGAGAGGCUCUCACCCACCAUGGACAGAGGUGAGGGGGCCCCCUCCCGGUAUCAUCCCUGAGAAUGGGCUAGUGAGGAGACUCAACGCCGUGCCCAACCUUUCCCGGGUGAUCUGGGUCAAGACACCCAAGCCAGGCAACCCUAGCCCUGAGGAGCCAAGCCCAAAGGAGGUUCCCAGUUGCAAGCAGGAGCUGCCCGAGCCUAUGGCCUCAAGUGGGAAGCCGCGGAAGGGCAAGAGACAGGGCAGUCAGGCCAAGAAGAACGAGGUGAGCCCAGCCCCCCGGUCCCCAGCCAGCCUCGAGGCUCCCAGUGCCAAGGGCCAGACCCCCAGCUCCAAGCAGCCAGGCAAGGCCCCGGAGCCUCCCAAAGUGGGCAGCUGUGCCGAGGCUGGAGAGGGGAGCCGGGGGAGCCAGCCAGGACCAGGCUGGGCUGGCAGCCCCAAAGCCGACGAGAAGGGCAGCUCCUGGCGAAACUGGCCAGGUGAGGCCAAAGCACGGCCUCUGGAGCAGGAGUCCAUGCAGCCCCCAGGCCCAGCGAGGCCACAGAGCUUGCCGCAGGGCAAGGGCCGCAGCCGCCGGAGCCGCAACAAGCAGGAGAAGACGGCCGCCUCCCUGGACGAUGUGUUCCUGCCCAAGGACAUGGAUGGGGUGGAGAUGGAUGAGACUGACCGGGAGGUGGAGUACUUCAAGAGGUUCUGUUUGGAUUCUGCAAAGCAAACUCGCCAGAAAGUUGCUGUGAACUGGACCAACUUCAGCCUCAAGAAAACCACUCCCAGCACAGCUCAGUGAGCCCCCUGCCGGGUCGAGCUGCUUCAGGGUGUCCUGAGACCCCAACUGCCAGCUGAAGGUCUACAGUUUCUUCCUCCACAUCCCUACCCACCUGCCCACGAUCCUCCCUGCUCCUCGCCAUCCUGGACCAACCAAAAGUUGAACGGAUGCUGUGCCGUGCUGGGGCCCCUCAGGACCUCCGCAGAGCCGCUUCCUGGUGCUACCCAGCCUCCUCACUCAGAGCCUGGGGGCUGGACUGGCCUGUGGGCCGGGGGCUGAUGGUACUGCUGGCCCAACACUGCUCUCUUUGUGUUUGGUUUUGUUUUUGUUCUUGUUUUUCAAUUCUUUACUUUUGAUACUGUGAAGAUCUUUCCUGCAGAAAGAUAAAGCAACAUUUGGACACAGA